This is a messenger RNA of Mytilus trossulus (common blue mussel), 913 nucleotides long. RefSeq names its product frizzled-5-like. Lineage: Eukaryota; Metazoa; Mollusca; Bivalvia; Mytilida; Mytilidae. The transcript is spliced from 2 exons. Gene Ontology annotation, biological process: canonical Wnt signaling pathway; non-canonical Wnt signaling pathway. The record is from RefSeq and is a predicted model, not a curated record. Gene Ontology annotation, cellular component: plasma membrane. The coding region runs from base 58 to 906 and encodes 282 amino acids. Gene Ontology annotation, molecular function: Wnt receptor activity; Wnt-protein binding.
AGGUUUAAACAAUAAUUUACCAAAUAGAACAUUCUUCAUUCACAAAGGUUCAUCAAAAUGGCGUUGACGGCAGUCAUAUUGACAUUGUUUUUUUUGGUUUUUGAAUCAGGUGCCGCUGAUGAUUCCUGUGAAGAAAUUAUGCUUCCAAUGUGUCGUGGUCUCAUUGGAUAUACUCACACAAAGCUGCCAAAUCGUUUUGGACAUAAACACCAACGACAAGUUUACAGGUUUCUGGAACCUAUUUGGCCUUUUAUGGACAGAGGUUGCUCUGACAAUUUGAGAUUAUUUGCCUGUGGACUAACAGUACCAAAAUGUACAACUAAAGGAAACACAACAAAAAUAGAAUUACCAUGUAAAGAAACUUGCUUUUAUUCCAAGAAAGGCUGUAGUAAGGAUAUGAAAAGUCUCGGAACGAAAUGGCCAAGAAAACUAAAAUGCAAGGGACUUAAACGUAAGAAGCAAAAUAAUUGUUUGAAGCCAUACCCUAGGCUGAAGAAAAAGAGGCAACCAAUAUACGCUUAUUGUCAGAAGAAUACAUUUCCAAUGUGUCAGAACUUAACCUUUGAUAUCGGUACCUUACCAAACAUGUUUCACCAAAGCCGGGAAACAGAAAUCCUGACGGAACUUGAGCAAUAUCAGAGACUAGCUGACUCUCAGUGUCAUGAUGAUCUGUGGUUUUUGAUUUGUGGAGUAUUUAGACCAUACUGCAUCGCCAGCAACCCGUUUACCUUGCCUUGUCGGGAACUGUGCGAGGAAGUCCGAGGUAAAUGUGAAACAACGUAUAUAACGUUGUAUGGUGGUCUCCGAUGGCCUGCUAAACUACAGUGCCAUAGAUAUCCACCGGCUUCAUCGCAACAUACUUGUGUAAUCCCCAGAGACACAGCUUUGAUCAAAACUAAUUUUUGAAUUUAAA